Molecule: messenger RNA, 2502 nt
Organism: Cryptosporidium ubiquitum
Lineage: Eukaryota; Apicomplexa; Conoidasida; Eucoccidiorida; Cryptosporidiidae
Exons: 1
Coding region: 1-2502 (833 amino acids)
Biological process (GO): phosphatidylinositol dephosphorylation
Cellular component (GO): endoplasmic reticulum
Molecular function (GO): phosphatidylinositol-4-phosphate phosphatase activity
Source: RefSeq, a predicted model, not a curated record
AUGAUUGGCAUAUUUGAACCAGAAUUAAGGGUUUUGGAACUAAUUUCCCCAGUGGGAAAAUGGCUAAAAAUUACUAGAACAACUAGCAAAUUAAACGAAAUGAGCCCAAUAAAGCAGAGAAGCACUUCAAUACUACGCUCUUACUCGAACAAGAGCUCUGAAACAGAUUAUUCAGUUAAUACCACAAAUAUUGGCAAUAUCUUUAAAACAACAGAAGAAAAUCUUUAUAUAGGAUAUUUAGGAUCUGUAAGUACUAAAGAGCCAGCUAAUAUUCAAGGGAUCAGUGAAGGAAGUUGUUUUAAUGCCUAUGCAUUAUUAGGAAUAUGGAGAUAUGACAAAGGAAUUACUAAAUGUUUGUUUGUAACAGAAGCAGAAUUUGUCACAGAAAUUGGGCAAAAUGAGAGAAUAUAUAAGGUUAAUGAUGUUUUAUUUGUGCCAUUGAUAACUAAAGAAAACGAUUUUUCAUCCAAUAUUGGUAAAGAAAAUAAUGAAGCUAAUUUUGAAGAAUUGAUAGAGUGUGAGUUUGAGAAAAAGCUUGAAUCUGUAAAAAUCGCCGAGGAUAUGAUACUUUCUAUUUUCAGAAGAGGAGGGUUUUAUUUUUCAACAAACUCUAAUGUUGAUAUUACCAGAAAUAUUAGACAAUCAAUUAAAUUUGGAAGCAAAUCUGGAGAUCUUCCUGAGGAAAGAUUUUGUUGGAAUUACAAUCUUCUCAUGCCCUUAUAUGAAGGAGGAUCAAUUACUUCUAAAUGGGCAACCCCGUUAUUGUCAGGAUAUAUUGGCUUUACUAGAAUGCAUUUUCAACAGGCAAUUACUAAGGAAAAAGAGGAUAGCACUAUUGUCGAUUUCUUAUUAAUUUCAAGAAGAGAUUGUAGACGACAAGGAGUUAGAUAUUUAUGUAGAGGCGCAAAUUCAGACGGAAAUACAUCUAACUCCGUAGAAACAGAGCAGAUUAUUUUAGUUCGAAGGCCAGAGUCUAUUCAUAUUUACAGUUAUUUGCAAUAUAGAGGUUCUAUACCAAUAAUUUGGAGGCAAACGCCAAAUUUAGAAAAAACUCCUCCUGUGGAAAUAUAUAAAGGUGAAAGAUGUCAACAAGUUGUAUUGAAUCGUCAUUUUAACGAGCUUUCAAGAAAAUAUUGUAAUCAAUCUGGAGACGGAGAUUCCAACUUAGAAUCCAAUAUUAAAGAAAAUAAUGGAAAAAUAUUAGUAAUUAAUUUGAUUGACUACAAACGACAUGAGUUAAAUUUGGGUUUAGAAUUUGAAAAAUAUCUUAAUAAAGUCGAUAUUAAUGAUAUUUACUGCGAUUCUGAUUCAAUUUUGAAAAAAGAUCAAAUUUCUGGUAGACCAAUUUCAAAAGAUGAAGAGUGCAGCAAGAACUCGAAUAUUAAAUUUUGUUGGUUUGAUUUCCAUAGUGAAUGCUCUAAAAUGAGAUGGUCAAAUUUAAAAUAUUUAAUUAAAAAACUUGUUGAUAUUGGAAUGGAUGAUUUAGGCAUUACAUCUUUAGAAAUACAAUUAAGAGACAAAGUUGGAGAUUUAUCUCCUAUAAUUGGUAUUAUUCAAGGGCACUAUUCUAGUUCAGAUAAUGAGUUCAAAGUUAUUAUUGGUAAUAUUCAAGAUGGAAUUUGCAGAACGAAUUGUAUCGAUUGCUUAGAUAGAACAAAUGUAGUGCAAUCAGUAAUUGGAAGAAGGGUUGUCCAUAAUGUUUUGAAACAACUUCUAGAAUUAAAGUUGAUUAAUUUUAAUAAUAACAAUCAAUCAGAACAUGGGCCUGCAUUCGAACCUAUACCAGGAAAUAACUCUUCAAAUGAGAAUACGUUCAGGAAAAUAUGGAGUGAUAAUGCAGACGCUCUUAGUAAGCUAUAUAGUGGAACUCCUGCACAAAAGACUGACUUUACAAGGUAUGGAAGACGAACAAGAAAAGGAGCAUUGCAGGAUUCUAUUUAUUCGAUUGUUAGAUUUUUAUUAAAUAGCUUAAUAGAUGGUUAUACUCAAGAUGCUUAUUAUGUUUUCACUAAUCAAUGCAGUUCACCAAAUAGUGACUUGGGAAUUAAAAAGAAUAUCCACUGCUCGCUCCUCAAAAAUAAAAACAAGCAUUUGAGCCCUCCAGUUAUAAUAGCACUUGGACAAUAUUCAAUACUUAUCAUAUUUCUAUUACUUUUCCCAAUAUUCCAACUAUUAUUUGCAUAUUCUCAAACACUUUCUGGUAAUUUGGCAUGUAUGCUUUUGGAUAUUAUUAAAAUCCCUUCAAAAUUGUUUUUCCAUUAUUAUGAUACUCAAAAUUCCCAACACUCAUAUUUAAACAUUAUCCCUACUUUUACAGAUUACCUUUUAAAUCCAAAUGAAUGUUCAAUUCAUUACAUCUCUGGCGGAAUCAUUUCGGUUAUUUUGAUUGUUUUUGGAUUUAUCCAGUUCCUUAAAUUCAAGGGUUCAAAAGCAGCGACCAAACCUCUUUUAGAUGAAACAAAUUCUCAAAUUUGGAAGAAACAAAAAAGUAAUACUGAUUAA